AUGAAUAUCGACGAGGACCAUUUACUUCCACCUCCACCCGACUGGACGCCGGCGCCGAACUCUAACCCGGAGAUGCCACCGCAGCAGCCACCGGAAUGGUGGUCCACAUUUCAGACUCAGUACACCGCCGACAUCCGCUCGAUCCACGAUCGCUUUGACGCCCAGGACGGCAGAUGGGCUGCCCUCGAGAGCCGACAGACCACGCAGUGGACCAGCUGGGAGACACAGCAGAACACUCGAUGGGACCAGUGGGAGACCCAGCAGCAGACCCACUGGACUCAGAUGGGUACGCAGUUCGACACUUUCGCUGGCGGCCUCCAGUCCAUCCACGAGCGGCAGGACCAGCAGGACGCUCGACUGGACAGCUGGGACCAGCGUUUCACUCAGUGGGACACCCGUUGGGGUUCGGGUCCCAAUCACCCUCACCAGCCACCAUCACCUCCGGAUGCACAGUGA
Molecule: messenger RNA, 456 nt
Organism: Striga asiatica
Lineage: Eukaryota; Viridiplantae; Streptophyta; Magnoliopsida; Lamiales; Orobanchaceae
Source: the annotation of a GenBank genome assembly